GGUUGAUAAUGAAGAUGCUGAAUACCGACAGGAGAUACAGUGAUGUUACCUGCUAAUGCCUUCAAGUUAAGGCAGUGACUGUAUCCAUGUCCCAGUGGAACUGCUGCAAGAGCUCAACUCACAGCGUGUCCUCCCUGAAAGGAAAAAUGAGGGUUUGGUCCCAACGACGAGCUAACAGGUGCUGGAGAGAGAGACCCUGUUGGAACUGGAGGUGAUGUGAGCAACCCAAGGACUCUCAGCAAACCACCAUGGGUUUCAGGCUAUUAGCUUGUCUCUUCAACCUGCCCGUUGCAGUGGUCUAUGGGUCACUGUCGCUCUUUAUUUCCAUUUUGCACAAUGUGUUUCUCCUCUACUACGUGGAUACCUUCGUUUCUAUAUAUAAGAUUGAUAAACUUUCAUUUUGGAUUGGAGAGACUGUGUUUCUGAUCUGGAACAGCCUCAACGAUCCUCUCUUCGGCUGGCUGAGUGACCGAGCAUUCCUUAGCACACAGCAGUCAGGAGUGGAGAUCUCCACUCCUGAAGUUGUUCUGAAGAGACUCAAGGCACUGAGCCGCAAUGGUCCCCUCUUUGCGAUUUCGUUCCUGGCUUUCUGGAUUGCAUGGGCCCACCCAGGCUUGCAGUUCCUCAUCUGCCUCUGCCUGUACGACAGCUUCCUCACCAUGGUGGAUCUCAAUCAGAAUGCCUUGCUGGCUGACCUUGCUGUAUCUGCAAAGGACCGGACCGGCCUCAACUUCUACUCUUCGCUCUUCAGUGCCAUCGGCUCCCUCUCGGUCUUCAUGUCCUACGCCGUGUGGAACAAGGAGGACUUCUUCUCCUUCCGGAUAUUUUGCGUGGUGCUAGCUUUCUGCUCAGCUGUGGGUUUUACCCUGGCCACGUGGCUGCUGAGGCAGCGGUUUCAGACUGAGGGACGAGUGAAGUGGGAUGAAAAUGCAGCUUUAAAAGAACUGUAUAUUGACAAUCCCUCUGGGCAUCAAGAGAAGAGGAUCACUCUAGCUGAGUAUCUGAAACAGCUCUCCAGGCAUCGCAACUUCCUCUGGUUUGUCUCUAUGAACCUCAUACAGGUUUUUCACUGCCACUUCAACAGCAACUUCUUCCCUCUCUUUUUGGAGCAUCUGCUGUCUGAUCAUAUCUCGCUGUCUAUGGGGUCAUUUUUGCUAGGCAUUUCCUACGUGGCUCCUCAUCUCAACAACCUCUACUUCCUCUCUCUGUGCCGGAGGUGGGGUGUAUACGCUGUGGUGCGAGGGCUCUUCUUCUUGAAGCUGUUGCUUGGUGUGAUUAUGCUCCUUGCUGGACCAGACUGGGUCUACCUGCUGUGUUUCUUUAUAGCCAGCAAUCGUGUGUUUACCGAAGGGACAUGCAAGCUGCUGAACCUGGUGGUCACUGACCUGGUGGAUGAAGACUUGGUGUUGAAUCGGAGGCAGCAGGCUGCCUCAGCCCUCUUAUUCGGCAUGGUUGCCUUGGUAACCAAACCGGGCCAGACCUUUGCCCCUUUGAUUGGCACCUGGCUGCUGUGUGCUUAUACUGGUUAUGAUAUUUUUCAACGGGAUCCUCUCAGCAACAUAGUGAGCGCCCAGCCAAAGCUGGCUUCCAACACCGCCUGGGAACCAACUCUUCGUCAGGGCUGUUUCUACCUACUCGUUUUUGUCCCCAUCACAUGUGCAUUACUGCAGCUCCUCAGCUGGUCACAAUUCAGCCUACAUGGCAAACGCCUCCAGACAGUGAAAUCUCAGCGUCAGACCUUCACAGAAACUCAAUCCCAAAAUAUCAAAACUAUUUAAUUGCCAGUAUGGGUGAGCAGUGUGUGGCGCACACACACCGCUCCACUAUGGACGUCUGCAUGAUAAGACUCCAAAAAGGAGAGGGUAGGAGUAAUUUAAAAAAGUAAUUGCUACCUUUUCAGGUCAGAAUGGAUUAGUGAAAGAACAGCGUAAGCCCUGAACUCCCUGCAAGGCAAGUCUGGUUCGGGUCUGCCUUAAAGAAUUCAUGGAGACCUAAAUAUUAGUAUCACCUGUCACCAACCAAAGUGGGUCCGGAAAAAGUAAUUACCUUGCCUUUGAAAAAACAAAAACUGUGUCAACGAUGACUUGCUGAUCAUGCCCAUGUUUAUUCAUAUUUCCAGAGGUGUCUGACUUGGAAGAGAAGUAACCAGGUGACAGACCAUGCUUACUAAUAAUGGAGUGGGGAGAGUUUAAUUGAGCCUAACCCAGUAGCGUCCUGGUCAUUGUCUGGAACUGUUUGCACGUAUCUUGUCUUGAGUGGUGAGAUAGGAUUCAAGUUUCCCCCUUCCCUUGCUACUUUUCUCCUGCAUAGGACUUGACAUACCUCCCCACAUCAGGGUGCGAUUUAACUGUGAACGCAACUGGAUUUUAUUUUUAAUUUUUAAAAAAGAUCACUAGUUCCCCAUAGAGGACAGCAAGGUAUUCAGUGUGCAAAAGGGGCUCUCCCUUUGGGGAAACUUGACUGUCUUAAUUCAUCCACUUCAAGAGAAUGAAUGCACCAUAUUCCUACACCACAGCAGCGAUAUAGGGACUUGUGUUGAAAGGAUGGGCUCAUGGGUGAAUGAAGGGCUCUGUCACUGGGAGGGCUAUUGGGCAACCUCAAGUUGUGAGGUGAAAACUGGCCAGAUCUUUAAACCUGCUCUGGGGUUAGUUUUCAGGAACGAUUGGAUUGGCUUUCUAGGAUGAAAGCCUGUUCUCCUUUCAUAGGAGAUGCUCACCUUGGUUUUUCUACUGAAUCAGUUGGUUUUUAGAAACUAAGAACAUGAGAAGAGCCAUGCUGGAUCAGACCUAGUCUAGCACUCUGCUCACACAGUGGCCAUCGGCCAGGGAUGAACAAGCAGGACAUGGUGCAACAGCACACACACCCCAUCUUCCCCAGCAACUGGUGCACACAGGUUUACUGCCUGAAAUACUGGAGAUAGCACACAACCAUCAGGGCUAAUAGCCAUUGAUCGCCUUUGCCUCCAGGAAUUUAUCCAACCCCCUUUUAAAGCCCUCCAAAUUGGUGGCCAUCACUACAUCUUGUGGUAAUGAGUUCCAUAAUUUAACUAUGUGCUGUGUGAAGUAGUACUCCCUUUUAUUUGUCCUGGAUCUCCCACCAAUCAGCUUCAUGGGAUGAUCCUGGGUUCUAGUAUUUUGAGAGAGGGAGAAAAAUGCCUCCCUAUCCACAUUCUCCAUACCAUGCAUAAUUUUGUACACCUCUUAUCAUGUCUCCCCUGAGCCUCCUCCUUUCCUAACAUAGGAAGCUCCAAGGGCACCUUGAUAUGCUGACUUGUGGGACCAUUUGUGCUUUAUACCAGAGCGUUAGUUUCUGCCAUUCCACGUGAGCUGGCCCCUGCCCAUCCACAGAAUUGUCUAGAGUAGCCUUCCUCCAGAUGCGUUGGACUACACCUCCAAUCCACAGCAACCUGCUGAUUGGGAAUAAUGGUAGUUUUAGUCCCAACACAUCUGGAAGGCAGACCCCAGAUUGGGAAAGGCUGGACUAGGUUGACAAGGCCAAUGCGAAUGGCGCUUGUGUGCACAUGGGAUUGGGAAAGAUACUGGCUUUCCAGAGAAAUGUGCUUUGCUGGGCUAGGCUAACUGGCAGCUGCUAAGGGGCUGUGCUUGCAAGACCAGGCUUAUGAAAACUGUCAUAGGAAAUGGCCUGUCAUCUACUCCCAGGAAGAUUAGCUAGGCCACAGAUCAUGCUCGAGAUGUGUGAGAGGUUUAUUUUGUAAUUUCCACAGAUGGCCAGAGGUGUUAACUGCCUAGCUUUGCUCCAUCUUUGCAACUCAGUAAGGGCAAAUUGAGUUCCUUGUGACCAUUCUGCUCCCUUCACAGUUGCACCUUUCCUGCUCAGUCACUCAUGAAAGAAGCUAGGGGAAUGCCAGGCUUCCCUGAAGGGAUUCCCAAUCCUAGUUUUGGCUUGCCCCUAGGGCAUAGCAAACCACAGCCUGUCCUCAAACAGCAGUGGGUCAGGAAGGCAGCUGGCUGCACAUUUGGGCUUGGAUACAAGGGCCUGUGGCUCUUGGCUUCUGCAGCUGACUUUACUGGAAUGUUUCAUACUCUUAGAGUUUGUAGGAGAGAACUUUGGCAACCAAAGUUUUUUGCUCGGGCUGGGGAUCCUCUUGGCUGCCGUUGCAACGAAGAAACAACUGGGACCAAGUAGCAUGGUGGGAGGGGGGUGCCUCCAAUUUGUUCAGGCAGCAGCUAUGCUGCCACUGUUUACAGUCCAAAGGGUUUUUAUCAUUUGACGGCAAAAUUGUAAGUUAUUCCUUUAAUUUAACAAGCCAAAUCCUCAUUUCAUUAAAUUGCAAUUCUUUUUUA
Molecule: messenger RNA, 4304 nt
Organism: Elgaria multicarinata webbii
Lineage: Eukaryota; Metazoa; Chordata; Lepidosauria; Squamata; Anguidae
Gene: SLC68A1
Product: major facilitator superfamily domain containing 13A
Exons: 10
Coding region: 249-1778 (509 amino acids)
Source: RefSeq, a predicted model, not a curated record